AUGGCGGAAAACGGCAACGGCGAAAAGGUCAACACCAACAUUGUCACCCUCACCCGCUUCCUCAAUGAGGAGCAGGUCAAGCACAAGGAGGCCAGCGGUGACUUCACGUGCGUCCCUUCCCCCCGAUCCCAAUUGACGGCCCAAUUCCUGCUGUGCCAUGCGCUCCAGUUCUCCUUCAAGUCCAUCGCCUACUACAUCCGGCGCGCGACGCUCGUCAACCUGACGGGCCUGGCCGGCUCCUCCAACAGCACGGGCGACGACCAGAAGAAGCUCGACGUCAUCUCCAACGACCUCUUCAUCGAGGCCAUGCGCUCGUCGGGCAAGUGCGCGCUGCUCGUCUCCGAGGAGGAGGACGAGAUCAUCUACUUCAAGAACGCCGAGGGCGCGCGCUAUGCCGUCGCCUGCGACCCCAUCGACGGCUCGUCCAACCUCGACGCCGGCGUGUCCGUCGGCACCAUCUUCGCCGUCCACAAGCUGCCCGAGGGCUCCACGGGCACCAAGGAGGACAUCCUCAAGCCCGGCACGGAGCUCGUCGCCGCCGGCUUCACCAUGUACGGCGCCUCGGCCCAGCUUGUCCUCACCAUGAAGGACAGCUCCGUCAACGGCUUCACCCUCGACAACGGCAUCGGCGAGUUCAUCCUCACCCACCCCAACAUGCGCAUCCCCCGCGCCCGCGCCAUCUACUCGGUCAACGAGGGCAACUCGCUCUACUGGCAGAAGCCCACCGUCGACUACUUCAACUCCCUCAAGACGGCCCAGGCCGACGGCAAGCCCUACAGCUCCCGCUACAUCGGCAGCAUGGUCGCCGACGCCUACCGCACCCUGCUCUACGGCGGCAUCUUUGCCUACCCGGCCGACAAGAAGAGCCCCAAGGGCAAGCUGCGCAUCCUGUACGAGUGCGCGCCCAUGGCCCUGGUCUUUGAGAACGGUGACCGGCGGCCAGGCCCUCGACAGCAACAUGAAGCGCAUGCUCGAGGUCGCCCCCGAGCACAUCCACGACCGCGCCGGCAUCUACAUGGGCAGCUGGGACGAGAUCGAAAAGGUCAAGCAGUUCCACAAGUAGAACUGUAA
This is a messenger RNA of Purpureocillium lilacinum, 1071 nucleotides long. NCBI's taxonomy places the organism in Eukaryota, Fungi, Ascomycota, Sordariomycetes, Hypocreales, Ophiocordycipitaceae. The record is from RefSeq and is a predicted model, not a curated record.